AUGGCUUCCCGCUGUACACUCCCCUACUUUUGCCCCCGCUCAAGCCUCCCCGCGGGCGCAGACCUACCUUCGGUAGCCGAAAUCCUCGCGUCAAAGGAGGUUAUAUCAGACCCGCGCAGCACCAACAAAGUAGUCCGUGUGAACGACCACUUUGCCGUCAAGUAUGGAAGGGAGAGUGCCCGCCUUCGGGAGGGCGAGAAUCAGCUUUCCGUCCAGCAAUCCAGCCGCGUCCGUGUGCCGACCGUUUAUGCCAUCUACCACGACGAGAAAACCAAAUUGAACUUCCUCGUCCAAGACUUACGCGCAAUCCCGGAGCAGGGCUACUACGGUGGACUAUGGCGGCAGCCGAUUCUGGACCCCUACUUGACAGCGGUGACUAAGCCUGACGAUCUGCCCGACAGCACCAUCGUAGCGCCGAAAGAGACCGAAGAGGAGUGGGUUGAAGCCUUGUGGAAGUGUUACCGACAAACAAUCCACUAUCAAGUGUCAGAAGGCCGUCCGUUCUACUCGCCUCACAUCCGUCGCCAAUACCAUCGCGCCUUCAGCGGCCACAGCCCCACUUUCACCCACAGCGACUUCAACCCCUCAAACGUCAUGGUUCGAGAUGACGAUAAGAGCGUGUUAAUCAUCGACUGGGAAUAUGCAGGGUGGUACCCAACUUUCUGGGAAUAUUGCACCACCAUGUUGUUUCUCAGCUUCGAGGACGACUUAUGCGAGUGGAUUCCAAAUAUUUUCGACUACCAUUAUACUACCGAGUAUGGUUGGAUGACGCACUUCAGAGCUGCAAUGUCAAUGCAUUUUCGAAGCUUGUAG
Messenger RNA from Chaetomium globosum CBS 148.51, 813 nucleotides. RefSeq lists its product as uncharacterized. NCBI's taxonomy places the organism in Eukaryota, Fungi, Ascomycota, Sordariomycetes, Sordariales, Chaetomiaceae. The coding region runs from base 1 to 813 and encodes 270 amino acids. The transcript is spliced from 2 exons. The record is from RefSeq and is a predicted model, not a curated record.